Bombina bombina (fire-bellied toad) is the source of this 1626-nucleotide messenger RNA. RefSeq names its product myogenic factor 5 (gene MYF5). Lineage: Eukaryota; Metazoa; Chordata; Amphibia; Anura; Bombinatoridae. The transcript is spliced from 3 exons. Gene Ontology annotation, biological process: muscle organ development; regulation of transcription by RNA polymerase II; positive regulation of myoblast differentiation. Gene Ontology annotation, molecular function: RNA polymerase II cis-regulatory region sequence-specific DNA binding; protein dimerization activity; DNA-binding transcription factor activity, RNA polymerase II-specific. The coding region runs from base 539 to 1312 and encodes 257 amino acids. The record is from RefSeq and is a predicted model, not a curated record.
GCAUUUUAGGGAACAUCAUUUCGUUGUAAUAUUUUAUAUGUUUGAGCUACAACAAUUAAUGUUGACUUAUAUUCUUGCUAUAAGGGAUUUUCAAAGACCUUUAACGGUUCUGCUAAGUCAUUCCAUAAAAUGUAAAUGUUUAUAUGAAGGAACAAUAUCAAUCUAGUGUCUAUCAGUUUAGAAUCUAAUAUUAUAUAUAAAUGUAUUGGUAUUUGUAUACUAAGCAGUGUAUGCUUUGAUAAACUAUACAACUGUAUGAGUAUUUCCCUGUAAACAAAAAAAGCGGCUAAGACAAACAUCAAAGUGUUAGAAAAACAUUGAAUGAAACCUGACUUUGUAGAAAAGGUGGAGUCUUUGUUAGACAGCCCCCAAUAGGAUAUGGUAAUUGUUAUUUGCCUCUAUGGACCUGCCUCCUUAAAAUAGUGAUAGAUAUAAACUGUGGCAUCAACACAAAGCCAUUUACUUUAGUCUAGCUAAUUACAGAGGAGCUUAGGCUAAUUUAACUCAAUAUAUCAGCAUCCACAACAGUACCACAAGGAUGGAGAUGGUGGACAGAUGCCAUUUUUCCCCAUCAGAAUUCUUCUAUGAUAGCUCCUGCAUCCCCUCUCCAGAGGAGCAUUUCACAGAUGAUUUUGAGCAGGGGAUGUCUGUCUAUGGAACGCACAAAAACGACAUCGAAGAGUCAGAUGAAGAUGAGCAUGUGAGGGCACCGAGCGGGCACCACCAAGCUGGGCACUGCCUCAUGUGGGCAUGUAAAGCUUGCAAAAGGAAAUCAUCUACCAUGGACAGAAGGAAAGCGGCUACUAUGAGAGAAAGAAGGCGACUGAAGAAAGUAAACCAGGCUUUUGACACUUUGAAAAGAUGUACAACUGUCAAUCCCAACCAAAGGCUGCCCAAGGUGGAGAUACUGCGGAACGCCAUCAAGUACAUAGAGAGCCUACAGGACUUGCUGAGAGAACAGGUUGAGAACUUUUACAGUCUCCCAGGGCAGAGUUGCUCAGAGCCAGGGAGUCCAAUUUCCAGCUGUUCGGAUGGCAUGAAUGAAUGUAACAGCCCCCAGUGGUCCAGGAGAAACAGCAGCUAUGACAAUACCUACUACACUGAGGUGCAGCCAAGAACCCUCACUACAAACAAAAUCGCGUCCCUUUCCAGCUUAGACUGCCUGUCUAAUAUAGUGGAUCGCAUCUCUUCAACGGAUCAGUGUCUCCAUCCUGUACCAGACUUACUUUCUUUGUCUCCAACCUGCAGCACUGACUCUGUGACAGGGACCCCUGACUCUGGGAACUGCAGCCCGGUCUACCACGUGCUUUGAAGUUUAAUAUUAUCCUAUGUAGUCGUAUAUGACUUACUAAGGGACAACCAGCAUCUUCAUACAAUUCUUAAGCCUUGACAUUCUUGUGUAUAUUUGUAUAUAAAAAAAAAUCUGUUAUUUGUAUAUGCAUAAAUUAUAUUUACAUACUAUAUUUAAAAAGAACAUUGUAAUUUUUUCAGAAUCUACAAGAAUUAUUUUGAUUAUGCCUAAAUGCAACUUUGUAUUAUGCUAUUGAUAUUUUUUUAAAGCAAUUUGAUAACUUGACUGUGAUGAGACAUUAAACAAGGAAUUUGUAAUUGCUCAAAGCAAUGUAA